CUCGUGGGGUACCCUCUUUCACCUCGGUGAUCUAGUAGCCAGGGGAAAGGAGGCUUGCAAGGUACAAAAGGAAAACCUCGAAGGCGAAGGAGAAGAAGAUCAAGUCUCGUCGAAGGAAGUAAGGCAUUGCUAGAGUGGCUAAAAAUGUGGGCAGCACAUAAAAGUUAUUAGUUCGAGAGUUGUGUGUUCAGACAUGCACUUCCAUUCGGAGGAUCAGUAGCAGCCGUCGUUACUGAGUGAGUGAAUGUGUGGGUGCGGGAUUUUCUAUGUGUGUGCUGCUGGAUCACGACCUUGAGCUACGAAGUAUAGCGAUGCGUUUGCUGACUGGCGACUGCAGUUACUGUGAUCAUGGUGCAUUGAGGGAUUAGUGGGAAAGCAUGUGUUGCUCGUGUAGUGGUGGAGGCCCGAGGGAGGUGACGGAGUAGCAGCAACAGCAGCAGGAGAAGGGCUGAGAGUUGGAGUUGGGUUUUGGAGGCUCCAUUGGUUUUUGAGCGUCAAGGGAGCAGAUGUCGACUGUGGAGGUGGUGGAUGUGGCGCCGGGACCCUCUGCCCCUGUCACUGGGAAAGCCUUGUUUCAGAAUUUGCUUACGCGGGAGUUUCUAGGUCACAAAAAGAAGGUGCAUUCGGUGGCAUGGAAUUGUGCUGGCAAAAAGUUGGCUUCAGGCUCCGUGGACCAGACUGCACGAAUCUGGCAUAUUGAGCCACAUGGUCAUAGUAAGGCGAAAGAUAUGGAGUUGAAGGGGCACACGGACAGUGUCGAUCAGCUGUGUUGGGAUCCCAAGCAUGCGGAUUUGUUGGCAACGGCAUCGGGUGACAAGACUGUGCGUCUCUGGGAUGCUCGCGCGGGUAAAUGCUCUCAGCAAGUUGAAUUGAGUGGCGAGAACAUCAAUAUUACCUAUAAACCGGAUGGCAGUCAUAUUGCUGUCGGCAAUCGAGAUGACGAGUUGACUAUCAUUGAUGUUCGUAAGUUUAAGGCAAUUCAUAAACGCAAAUUCACUUAUGAGGUCAAUGAAAUUGCGUGGAAUACAACUGGCGAGCUCUUUUUCCUCACAACAGGGAAUGGGACCGUGGAGGUUCUUGAGUAUCCCUCGUUGCAGACUUUACAAACGCUAGUUGCACAUACAGCUGGCUGUUACUGCAUUGCAAUUGAUCCCACUGGAAGGUACUUAGCUGUUGGGAGUGCGGAUGCGUUGGUUAGUCUAUGGGAUGUCUCUGAAAUGCUCUGCGUGCGGACUUUUACCAAGCUUGAGUGGCCUGUUCGCACAAUCAGCUUCAACCAUGACGGACAAUAUAUUGCUUCCGCCAGUGAAGAUCUUUUCAUUGACAUUGCUGAGGUGGAUACUGGACGGUCAGUGUUCCAAAUACCUUGCCGGGCCGCAAUGAACAGUGUUGAAUGGAAUCCGAAGUACAAUUUAUUGGCAUUUGCAGCUGAUGACAAGAACAAGUACCAAACUGACGAAGGCGUUUUUAGAGUUUUUGGAUUUGAGGACCCGUAAUCUUCAGCUCAAUGUGAAGCUGCAGAUUGGUAGUGAUAACAGAUGCGGAAAUGAUUUUUCUUCAACCCAGGUCUACCUCUGGCAAGCAUUUAGUGUGUUAAAUCUGCAUGAUUAGGAUUCCAAACAGCAGCUCUUGUUCCAUAAGAAAAGACUAACACGCUACUUACCGAGGCCAACUGUUUUUCACAUUAAUUGCAGGAGUACAUGGUGUUGGAAUUGAUGGAUUUGUUGACCUUCAGUUUUGCGUCGUCUGAGAUCAGAUGUCACAUAUUCAGCUCACCUGUACCGUGUGGUCUGUGUUUCAAGUCACUUUGUCUAGGAACAUUACAACAUUAUGAAUAUUGGUCGUGUACCAUUAAAUAAACGAAAAUUGACUCCUGA
Messenger RNA from Physcomitrium patens, 1877 nucleotides. Its product is annotated as THO complex subunit 3. Gene Ontology annotation, molecular function: protein binding. Gene Ontology annotation, cellular component: THO complex part of transcription export complex. Gene Ontology annotation, biological process: mRNA export from nucleus. NCBI's taxonomy places the organism in Eukaryota, Viridiplantae, Streptophyta, Bryopsida, Funariales, Funariaceae. The record is from RefSeq and is a predicted model, not a curated record.